Culex pipiens pallens (northern house mosquito) is the source of this 2355-nucleotide messenger RNA. RefSeq lists its product as uncharacterized. Bases 1 to 2355 code for a protein of 784 amino acids. The transcript is spliced from 2 exons. Lineage: Eukaryota; Metazoa; Arthropoda; Insecta; Diptera; Culicidae. The record is from RefSeq and is a predicted model, not a curated record.
AUGGGCGAUCUGCAGACUUUGCGGAAGAAGCAGGAGAUCCUGCUGAACAAACUGGAGGUGCUGAAUCAGUUCGUCGAGCACUACAAGGCGGAAGAACACGAGUGCCAGCUGGAAGUUCGACUCGGAAUGCUGAACGACGUGUACCAGGAGUUCACGGACCUACGGACGAAGCUGGAGUUGCUGCUGGAAGAAAAGGAUGCGGCCAAGUUCGCGAAUGCGGAGCCGAAGGUCAAGCAGGAGGUCGUGUCACACCGUGAAGAGGCCAAUCUACAGGUGGUGCAGGAGUUUGACAACAAAUUCUGCAAGAUCAAGGCGAUGCUGAUUGCGAAGCGGCCGGUCAAGGACGUCGCGCAGACAGUUCCAAGUGUUGGUGAUGCGGAUACCUCGUUUCCGUUGCGCGUCAAGCUGCCUGACAUUCAUCUGCCGAACUUCAGCGGAAAUCUGCGCGAGUGGGUGACCUUCCGUGACACCUUCAAAAGUCUCAUCCACCGGAACUCGAAGCUGACAUCGAUGGACAAGUUCACCUAUCUUCAAUCGUCUCUUUCUGGUCCUGCGUUGUUGGAGAUCAGUGGCAUCGAUCUGUCGGAAGAAAACUACUCCGUCGCGUGGUCCGCGCUGGAGGAGGAGUAUGGAAACAAGAAGCUGAUCGUGAAAGCCCACCUCGAUGUCAUUCUGGAUCUGGAACCGCUGACCAAGGAGUCGUACGACGGUCUCAGCCACCUGCUCGGUGAGUUUGAGAAAAAUCUGCAGAUGUUGGACAAGAUCAGUGGCAUCGAUCUGUCGGAAGAAAACUACUCCGUCGCGUGGUCCGCGCUGGAGGAGGAGUAUGGAAACAAGAAGCUGAUCGUGAAAGCCCACCUCGAUGUCAUUCUGGAUCUGGAACCGCUGACCAAGGAGUCGUACGACGGUCUCAGCCACCUGCUCGGUGAGUUUGAGAAAAAUCUGCAGAUGUUGGACAAGAUGGGCGAAAAGACUGCCGACUGGAGUACGGUUAUGGCGCACGUCCUGUGCUCAAAGCUGGACUCGGCCACGCUUAGGAAUUGGGAGACCCACCACAACAGCAAGGAAGUCCCAACCUACAAAGCACUACUGGAGUACCUGCGCGGCCACUGUUCGGUUCUUCAGUCGAUCAAACGAGCGAAAGCGAAACCGUCGGAACAGCGCCCUCCGAAAGCAGCAGUCUGUCACACUGCUGUGCGGAGCAGCAACCAGUGUCACUUUUGCAGCGGCCCGUGGCACACCCCGUUCCGGUGCUUCAAGUUUCAGAAGAUGACGAUCUCGGAGCGCAACGACGCUGUUUCGAGAAACAAGCUGUGCAGAAACUGCCUGAAGCCUGGACAUUACCCGCGGACGUGCGAAGGAGGAACUUGCCACCACUGUCACCAGAAACAUCACUCGAUGCUGCACAACGAUCAGAUGAGAUCCUCCGUUCCACAACAGCAGUCGAGACCGACCGCGACGACCUCAGUACAGCGACAACAACCCAGACCACAGAACACGAAUCAGACAACACACACUCCAGCCAACAAUGCACCUGCUAAUCCGACUAACCUACAGACUACAGACUCUCAAGCCACACUGCCACAAACCACUAGCCAAAACUACGUUGCACUACCCGUCACGCCCACACACAACAUCAUCCUGUCAACCGCGCUCAUCCGCAUUAAAGACCGCUUCGGAAACACGCUGCUAGCGCGUGCGCUUCUUGAUUCGUACUCACAGCACUGUCUGAUGACCAGAGAGUUCUCGCGACGACUCAAAUUUGUGCGACAAUCGUCGUAUUUGCCGAUCCAAGGGAUCGGAACUUCCCGUUGCGUGUCGACGCAGCUCGUGCGUGCAGAUGUCGGUCCGCGUUCUGAUCAGAUUUCAGCGUACGAGUCGGAGAUGCAGUUCCACGUCCUGCCCAAGCUCAACAUCUCGUUGCCGACGUCGUACAUCGACCCGUCUACAAUUCAGCUGCCCGACUGGAUGUUCCUGGCUGAUCCGGAGUUCCACAAAACCGGUCCAGUGGACGUCAUUAUCGUUGCAGACGGCCCCACGCUGCACAACACGGUGUUUGGUUGGAUAAUUUCCGGCCGGCUUCCUGGCAGCGUUCCAGAAUCGACGUCUCUCGUAUCCGUCACGGCAAUCGACGAGCUGCUGACCAGAUUUUGGGAACUGGAAACGUGCCGCACCAAGAGCACGCACUCGAUCGAAGAAUCCACGUGCGAGCAGCUGUUCGAGGAGACGACGGUUCGUGACGAAACUGGCAGAUUUGUUGUGACGCUGCCCAAGAAGAAGUAUGCUGUUCAGCGUCUCGGUGAGUCCAGAUCAACAGCCAUCAAACGCUUCCUGGGACUGGAGAAGCGGCUGUAG